This is a messenger RNA of Drosophila gunungcola (fruit fly), 623 nucleotides long. RefSeq lists its product as uncharacterized. Bases 16 to 588 code for a protein of 190 amino acids. The record is from RefSeq and is a predicted model, not a curated record. The transcript has a single exon. NCBI's taxonomy places the organism in Eukaryota, Metazoa, Arthropoda, Insecta, Diptera, Drosophilidae.
GUCGACGAACGAAUCAUGUUCUCAACCAAGAGCUCUGCAUUUGUGGCCGUACUCCUCGUCCAAUUGGCGACUCUCAUCCAGGGAGGAGUCUACAGCACGGAGGACAAGUGGGUGCUCAUUGACAAGACCAUGGAUCUGCCGGAGGAAGCAGUUCUCGGUGGCUUUGAUCCCGAUGGUUACUACAACUACGUGGGCCGUGUGGUAUACAGCAGUAGUAUUCUGCCCGCCCGAGUGGUUCCGGAACUGGGAAAGGCCACCUACAACACGGACACUUUGGGCAACCAAGCUACAACCUAUGAGGUCCUGGUGUCCAAUGCCACCGUGAGCUACCACUGGAUCCGCAGUUUCGAUGGCUACCGGGAGAAGAACGCCGUAGCCGUGGGAACCAGCGCCACCAACGAUCGCGUUUUCAUCUGCCGCGUCCGUUGCGAUGAGUCACUCUUCAUUGGCACUUUGUACCUCGCCAAGCGGAUGUGCAUCGUCAAGUACGAUAACCUGCCGCUCCGCCAGUUCGACAAGUACGAGAUCCUCGUCAGGGAGCACCAUGUGGCUGAAUUUAUUCCCUACUUAUAUCAAAUUGCCAACUGAGUAUUUAAAAUAAAUAAAUUAUUUAUUAAGCGAAA